This is a messenger RNA of Pieris macdunnoughi, 1263 nucleotides long. Lineage: Eukaryota; Metazoa; Arthropoda; Insecta; Lepidoptera; Pieridae. The record is from the annotation of a GenBank genome assembly.
AUGGACCCUUCAUUGCGAGGCAUUUGUGGAGUAUCUCUAACUAGAUUUUUAAUUCGAUCUUUACCAGAUCCUGUCACAGAGGAUUUAUCUUUUUGGCGGGGGAUCUAUCCCUACCUUGACCGGAACUUACAAUCUCUAGUUAACUCAAUCGGGAGUCCCAAAUUAAAUUCUUACAAUCGAAGUAGCUUCGCGAAGCUGUUGAAGAGUCCUCUUUCCUUGAAUCUCAAGCAUGGAAUUAACCCUGUUCAAGUCAUCAAGGAAGAAAUUAAGAAGAGUCUCAUCAGAACUUGUGAUAAGAUACAAAAUCACAUUGUUAAACAUGCUGUUAUGCAUUCACGGGAUGAAGAGGAACCCCUGUAUGCAUUCUUGGAGUCUAUUAGUCCUAGAUUCCCUAGAUUUUUGAGUGAAUAUAAAGCUGGAACAUACCUAGGAAUGACAGAGGGACUGGUGGGACUCUUCCAAAAUUCCAAGACCAUAAGAAACAUCUUCUCGAACCAAAUGAAGAAGGAAAUUGACAAUCUUAUAGUGGCUUCCGAGAUUCAGGGGAUCAAAUCAAUCGUCUCAAUUGUCAAAUCGUCUACAAAUCAAUCCCCUGGAUGCUGGGGAUGUUCCAGUGAGAGAGCAGAUCAUUUAAGAUCACUGUCCUGGGGAGGGCAAAUAAUCGGUGCUACACCAGCAACUAACUGGAAAUUGUUCUUACAAGAGGUUAAUGAUCAUGGUUUAGAUCUUGUAUAUCUGGUGAUAGGACUAAGAGGUAAAGAGAGAGAAAUUAAACGGAUAGGAAGGUUUUUCGCGUUAAUGUCCUGGAAAUUGAGAGACUACUUUGUGAUCACUGAGUACCUGAUAAAACUCCAUUUUGUUCCUCUCUUUUCCGGAUUGACGAUGGCCGACGAUUUGAACACUGUUAUGAAAAAGAUGCUGGAUACCUCCAAUGGACAGGGCUUAGACAGCUACGAGUACAUAACCCUCGCAAAUCACAUUGACUAUGAAAAGUGGAACAACCACCAGAGGGGAGAGGCUAAUGAUCCAGUUUUUCGAGGGAUGGGCCAAUUCCUAGGAUACCCCAAUUUAAUUACUAGAACACAUGAGUUUUUUGAGAAGAGCCUGAUUUACUAUAACGGAAGACCUGACUUGAUGUUUGUACAAAAUGGAAGGGUAUACAGUCGUGAUCCCGAAAGACCGGUUUGCUGGAAUGCUGGAAUGGUUUGCUGGAAUGGCCAAAUGGGGGUCUACAGGGACUACGCCAUAAGGGGUGGAGCAUAA